AUUGUGACGGUCCUUUUCAAGCAACUCAGCUGUGGAAUAAUAUUAUUCAUGCCCUUCACAGUCAAGUGGAAAUCAAAAGACAUAGACAACAUCUGAAAACAUAUAAAAACUGUUUCACUGGCUCAAAUGCUGUUGAUGUGGUACUGAGCUAUCUCAUGCAGAGCAUGUACUUAAGCUGCAAUGAUAUUUCUCGGCUGAAGGGAGUCCAUGUAUGCCAAGCGUUGAUGGAUCACAAGGUGUUUGAGCCAGUUGGAGCAAAGCUUUACUUAUUUAAGCAUGGGAAAGAAACAGAGUUUGAAGACACAGACACUAGUCUCUAUAGAUUUGUAAAUAGCAGUCUUAAUCCUCUUACAAGAAAGAAUAAGGACAAGGAAAACUUGUCUCCUGAGCACAGAGCAGAGUGUGACACAACACUUUCAAAUCCCUUAGCAUUAGAAGCAGCUGAUAAGAAGAGGGUAGAGGAACUUCUUCAAUCAAUAAAUGUUCAUACAUCUUUACCUCCAAAGAUCAUGGUUAAUGAACCAACUUAUCUGCUUUCAGAAAGAGAUGAUAUCAGGAAACAGCAAACUCUGCUACGGCUGCUGCAAUUAAUUGAUGUUCCCCUUCUAGAAGAUAUCUUGGUGUCUUCAGUGAAGACAAAGCCAGACUGUUUUGGCAAAGAAGAAGACCUGAUUAUCUCAAAUACUUUCCUGGACAGAGAGGUUACAUGUAGCUUAAACUUGCCUGCGCUUGACAAAUGGCUCUAUGCUGCAAUUGAAUGCUUGGAGUAUUUUCCUGACCAGUUCAUAGUGAUGGUUAGUCAGCAGUUCUCUCAAAGCACUAACGAACUCAGCGAUCUGAACACAUACAAGAAGAUUCUUUUUGACAUUAUAACAAAGUAUUAUAGUCAAAAGAAGGACUCCCUUCUUGCUGCUCAGGAUCUGGAUAUUCAUUCAGGAAUUAUAGAGCUUAUAGAAAAAGGAAAAACAGAUCAAGCUCUAGAGGCAUCACAACUUUAUUUAAAAUUAUUAGCAUCAAAUAUCAGAGAAGAACUACACAGGCUCCUGACAUUCCUAGCCAUUGCAUCAGAAUCUGAAGCCUACAGACUACAAAAGCAAUUUGAGAACAGAUCAGUGAUUAUCAAGACUUGCACAAAGUUCAUUUUGCAAAAUAAGACACUGUCAAAACCACAGGCAGAAUUGUUGACUCACUUUCUGAUGGACAAUCACUCUGAGCUCUUCAAGACUCCUUUAACUCUUCUGGAACUAACUAGUAGGAGACUUGAGAGUUUGCUAGAAGGACAAGAUCCAGACAUCAAUUCAGGCUUCACCUUCUGUCAGCGCAUUACAACUAAAGAAUAUGAAGAUCAAACCCAGCAAACCAAUCAGUAUCUUCUAGCAUUGGUUCAAGAGAUGGACAAUGACCCUACUAUCCCUUUGAAGCAAAAGAAGAAAUUAAUCAAAGAAUUCCGAAAAUACCAUUCUCUAGUCUAUUGUAGUGGUUGUAAAACUACAUGUGAAUUUUGUGCUCCAAAUGGGUAA
Messenger RNA from Acanthisitta chloris (rifleman), 1520 nucleotides. It is a transcript of the gene DEPDC4, whose product is annotated as DEP domain containing 4. The transcript has 8 exons. The annotation marks the transcript as partial. NCBI's taxonomy places the organism in Eukaryota, Metazoa, Chordata, Aves, Passeriformes, Acanthisittidae. The record is from RefSeq and is a predicted model, not a curated record. Gene Ontology annotation, biological process: intracellular signal transduction.